Messenger RNA from Maniola jurtina (meadow brown), 5972 nucleotides. Its product is annotated as DDB1- and CUL4-associated factor 10 homolog. The record is from RefSeq and is a predicted model, not a curated record. The transcript is spliced from 11 exons. The coding region runs from base 210 to 2174 and encodes 654 amino acids. NCBI's taxonomy places the organism in Eukaryota, Metazoa, Arthropoda, Insecta, Lepidoptera, Nymphalidae. Gene Ontology annotation, molecular function: protein binding. Gene Ontology annotation, cellular component: Cul4-RING E3 ubiquitin ligase complex.
UAUGGAUUUUGGAGAGUUUUUGAUGUUUUGGGAAUUGGGAAGUUGCAUUGAUUAAUUUUAAUUUAUUACAUAUUAAAAUAUUCAUUUCAUGGUUAAAAUAACGAUGUAGGUCUACGUUGCAUUUGGUACUUUAAUCCUAAAAUGUUGUGUACUUAAAUAUAUUUGUCGUAUUGCAAUCCAUCUCAAAAGUGUUAUCAAAUAUCAUCAACAUGGGCACGAACGGUUUUGAUAGCUCUUUCAUGGCGAAGUAUUCAGCUUACAGCCCCUACAGGUUGAUACAGCGUGAGACUGGGUUCGAUGACCCAGUGGGAGCGGGCGAUGCGAUGGCUCGGAGUCUUUACCGUGCUAUGAAGCCACUGGCAUCCUGGGACUGUGAAAUAGGAAACACACCUCCAAUCGGUGGCGUUUUCAACCUUGAAUUUUCUCCGGAAGGAUCUCUUUUAGUGGCAGCCUGUGAGAAGAAAUCGAUACAAAUAUUUGACCCCCUUACUCAUAAAAGGAUUCACUCUGUUACUGAUGCACAUUCUGACUGUGUUAAUUGUGUCAAAUUUCUGGAUGGAAGAAUGUUUGCAACUUGCUCAGAUGACACUACUAUAGCAUUAUGGGAUGUUAGAAACUUAAAGAAAAAAAUUCGCUCCCUCCUAGGCCAUUCCAACUGGGUGAAGAAUAUAGAAUUUUCCGUCAAAGACAAACUUCUAGUCACGUCUGGACUGGACGGCAGCAUUUAUACCUGGGAUAUCAAUUCCUAUACAGAAUUCAACCUAGUGUACCAAAGAGUGUUUCAUGCGUCUGGUCUGAUGCGGUGUAGAUUGUCCCCCGAUGCCAGGCAGAUGGUGAUGUGUACGACUGGUGGUUUGCUGGUCAUCAUACAUGACUUGAACUUAUCUACUUUGGCAAAGGAUUUACAUGGAUUUAAGCCAAAUCUGUAUAGGCUGAUGCAAAUGAGCGAGCAGGUGAUCCCGAUAGCAGCUAUGUAUGACCACCUGUUUGACCUCAAGCGCACGGAGAACAGGGUCGAGUUCGUAUCGGACUUUCCUGAUGGCAAUGACGCCGAGGUCGUCAGCGCCUUACAGAUCCAUCCGCAAGGCUGGUGUGCAUUGAGCAGGAACAUAAGCCAUGACGAUCGAUCAGAGUGGUCCUGCAUUCACGACAUUCAGCCAAGCGAGACAGUUUCAGAGAAGAGCUGUCGAGACACUUCCUCCCCCCCGCCGCCGCGUGUCCCCGCCCCGCGCAGACCCGCGCGCCGCACUCGUUCCACCCCAUACCGCCGGCCCCGCCCCAUGGCGAUGUACAGACCCGCGGGCGAACAGUCGCCUUCUGAAAGCCCGAGUCGAUCACGCGAAGAGCCAGAACCGGAGCCCGAGGCCGGUCCGAGCGCACCGCGCCCCGACGCGCCGCGAGCUGACGCGCCGCCCGCCAGACUCGUGCCGGGUCUGUCGAGCAUACAGAAUGACGUAUGGGAAGCCUCUAUUACAAUCAAACAACAGAGAAUGCUGCAAGAGAUGUAUAGCAGGGGGCAGGUGGGGCGCAACUUCAACAUGCAGCGCAUCAUGGGCAUCAACACCGGCAUCACGCCGCCCGGCGUGCUGCGCGCGCGCCACCUGCACACGGCGCCCACGCGCCUCUUCCCUCGCGUCCAUACCUCGCCCGCGCCGUCCUCCUCCGCGCCUGACGCCGCCGCCUCCUCGUCUAGCUCGGCGAGCUCGUCCUCCUCCAGUGACAGCACACUGCCAUCGACCUCGGGGCAGACGCCGCGGAGCUCGGGGCAGACGCCGCGGCGCGAGAGCACCAGCUCGUGCGACGACGACCCGCCCGAGGCGCGCCACUACAUACGACAGAACCGCGACAGGCUGCUCUACUACAUAGAGGAGACCAACCUGGGCAAGGGAUUCAUAAAGGAACUAUGCUUUUCGGCGGACGGGCGUCUAGUGUGCUCGCCAUUCGGACGCGGCAUGCGUCUCUUAGCUCUCAAUGAUAACUGCGCAGAGUUGUCGCACUGCGUACAAGAACUCAACGGACCCACGCAGAUGGUGGACGUCGGAAAGAGCCUCUUCAUCCACCAGGACCUGGUCGUCAGCUCCAAGUUCAGUCCCAGACAUCACCUCCUCGUCACGGGAUGCCUCGAAGGCAAAGUGGUCUGGUAUGAUCCUUACAGUGGGCCUUCGGUGUACUAGAACUAGAUACUUAAUAAAUUCACUACUCAUUAUACUCUUUUCUCCCUCGACCCCGGAUACUGAAACAGCUCUUAAAUAUUUAAAUUGUUAUUUUGUCCAAAUGGCGACUUGGGCUUAAGAAAUAUUGAUGCAGUCGAAGCGACACAAUGCGUUGUAACAAAGUGAUUAAAUUGCAAAGUAUAUUGCACUUUUAUCACUGCUAUGUAAUAUGUAGAUAUAUUUUGUGCAGUGGAGAUAAUUCACUGAGACCAUAGUGGAGAUAAAGUACAAUAUUGCUGGAUGAACGAAACGUCGUGUAAACACCUGCAAGUCCUCGAAAGAAAUCGAUUGGCGUGAAGCAGAGCUAGACAAGCAUGAGUAGCCGCUUCAAGUGUCGGAAGCCAAGAUCGCGCUGAGCUGACCAAGGAAGUUUUGGAAUUUGAACAUUUUGGAAAAGACACGUUGCUUCGCUUCUACUCUGCAGUCUGCACCAAUAUGUCCUGAGCCAUAAUAUUUAAGAGGAGCAACUCUAUCGCGUUCCCCAGCGCUUACGAUAAGUGCAGUUUGGUUCUCACUUAAUAUUAACCAAUCGAAUGAAAUUUUGUAGACACGUUUUGAAAAGAAAUGUUUGUGUCCAGAUUUCUGUAAAAAAUGUCUAGUUUCAAAGUUACAGCGGCUCAAAGAUUUGUAUGUAAAUCUUUGAGCUAACUUUUGCCGUGUGGAUUCAAAUGAGACCCAAAUUACGAGCGCGCUAGAGUUCUCUAAAGAUGUUUCAGUAUACGGUCGUCAUUUCAUCCUAGGUUAGGGUUGCCAAUUCCAUGUUUUGAAAAACAGGAUCAUAGUUUUAUGUUUCAUUCAAUUACCUAAGAUCGUUUAAGAAACGGAUAUUUAGAAUAUCAAUGUUUUAUAUUCUUUCGAGUUCCUAGAAUGAAUAAGAAUAAUUUGCUAUACUUAAUUUGCUCAGGAUAGAAUGGAAGAAAAUUGACAAUCUAUACCUAAUGUUGUGUUCAUACUUAGUAUAUUAUUUUGUUGAAUGACCUGACUUAUACACUUACUAAAAAAAAUAAGCGUCCACCGCGAAAAUUCACCACGCGAUUUUUCUGCAGAAUCCUGUGAGAUGGAAAUUGUAUUUUUGCCGCGAGUGUGUGUGCAUUUUUAUUCAUACAAUUUCCAUAUUUUCGCGAUGUUUGCUUAAUUUUAGACAACCUACAGAAUCCAUAUUGAUAAAUAUCGUAUCGCACGCUUAAUAGGCCUAUAGUGACCGAAUUCAAAGUUCAAUUUUUUUUACAAAUCGCAAAAAAAAUGUUGCUAAAUUAGGGCUUCGCUGUUUAUUUGGACAUAAUGUCACAAGAUGUUAAUUUAUACAUAAUAUAAGGUUGCCAUCUUACGACAUUUAUAAACUAGGACAAGAGCUCGAAAACCCCGGAUUUUUGAGCCUUAAAACCGCACAAAUAACUGUCUUUUCUUUUGUACCACACAAAUUAAAAGAAAAAUUGAAAUAUCAGUAACAAUCUCAUUAAAAAAAAUGAUGGAAAAAAACCAGGAUGGGUGGCCACCCUAUUUGUAUAGUGUGCGCUAAAUAAGUAGUCCAACCAGAAAACCAAAUAUGAUGAUUGUGUAUGUAGUUAUUGUAUAAAAGCAGAUCUUAGGCACUUUAGACUCAUUUUAAAUUAGGUCUCUUCAAUAUUAAGCGUGCGGUGCCUAUGCUAUUUAUCAAAAUACCUAUUAUCAGGGAUGUGCACGAAUGCCAUAUUAUGUGAGUGAUGUAUUUGGUAUGAAAGAUAUCAUUGGCUCAACUUACCUCGGCUGUAAAGGCAGCUGUUACUGUGUAAAUAAAACUUAGCUUUGAUAAUCUGACGAUUCAACAGCAUGAUACACGCCAACAUAUUAUGAAUGUUACAUAAUAUAAAAUAUGUAUGUUAUAAGAUAUACCUAUCUCAUGAAAAGUUUUACCUACAAUCAAUUAUCUAUUUUAAAAACCUUUAGUGUACCCUAUAUGUAUAUACAGUAUAUCUAACGCAUGUCUCCAACAGUAUUCUUAUUUUUUGUCUAUUUAACUAAAUCGACAGGUCUAUGUAAAAAGUAUUGCACUACCACAGUGUUAAUACAUACAAUGUGACGAGGGCCACGAUGUUUGCUGACGGGACUUUAUGGUCAUAGCACCAUCAUCAUAUAGUACCCGAACGACUGCUCCACUAAGUACUUACGAAGCAAAAUAAUAAAAUUGAAGUUUGUUCCGCCAGUCUGUAUAAUCUUUCACCUCUUUUGCUCGUUACUCUGCAGGAUUUUUCAGUCUAGAUGUUUGCGUAUAUGAAGUAUAUUUUUAGGCUGUGGUCCAACUUUUAGGCCUUGUUAAUUUAGUUAAGUUUUGUUCUACUGAAUCAGCACCAUCUAUCUUGCUGUGUAAGUCUCUGUAGUAUAUGUGAGUAGAAUUAGAGGUACACUUAGCUAGGUGUUAUAUUUUAAAUUGUAUACUAGGACGGAUUUUUGACCGCCAAAUUUUUAAGGGACUUGAUAUACGCGUGUAGGACACUGAACACAAAAUUUAUGGCGUUCUAUUGAACAUGGUUUCGUUCCAUGGAGCGACAUACAUUUUGUCUUCACAGCGUCCCGUCCACGCGCCUGGGGCGCGUGCUUUAUCAAGUCGCAUAAUGACAAAUUUUAUAACUUUCGCAUUUUAAUUUUCCUAUACGACUGUCCAAACGUCUUACUUUGGCCUUAAUAAAAGCAGAAUUAUAAAAUUUUCUUAUCUGUUAUCUAUUUAGAAUCAUGACUGUUCCGUGUGUAGUAAACGUUCAACCAUUUUCUCAUAAAAUGUCGCAUAAAGUGUCGCAGUCGUUUAUGAGUUUGCGUGUACCUUUGUAGCGCAUUUUCUGUUAUAAGUAGAUCUAACUGAUAUGUUCCUAUGUGACGUUUUAUCGGUCUUACUCUGCGAAACCGUUAUCUCUUUCUUAAGUUUGACGUUCAAUCUUUUCCGCCGGGUAUCAGAGUGCUCGGCAAACAACUUGAACACUGUCGUGAAUGGCGGGUGCACGCGAUUGGUUGAUCAAUCGGCGCGUGUGCACGCCAUUGGUUAAUAAGUUUAGCCUUGCUUCAUGUAUUCGCCAACUUUCCACCACUAUCUUCAAAUUAUAUGCCGACUACAAUGUAUGAGUAAUGAAGCCGAAAUCUCUUACUUAAGUUCAAUGUGCAAUCUUUCCUUCUGGGUAUUGUACUACGCGUCAUGAAUGUUGAAACUGCAAAGUUAAAAUGUGUGUCAAUAAAGACACACACACACAAUUAUGUUGUGGCCCACUUGUUUAAUUUAUUAUGUGAAUCUGACAAUUUUUACUCUCAAAACUAACAUUAAAAUCUAAUAUCCUUUUUAAAACAAGAAUGAAUAGGCAUCUUCUAGACAAGCGCGCUCCAUCUUAGGCUACAUAAUCACUUCUAAAUUGCCAGCAGGUCUGAUUACAGCUAAGCGCUAGUCCAUUUUUUUGUUAAAAAGUUGAGUCUGUUCUGGCGCGCUUCGAUUGGUCAAUUUUCGUGCCAGACAUGUUGCCACCAAAACACAAUAAUGUUGCAAUUUCAUCCCAUACAGGCCAUAGUUGUUUAGUCUCCUAUUCCAACUUUCAUGACGCGUAUUGUAACCAAAUUUUCGACACAUUGUAGCAUUUUUAUAAACCAUAUUUAUAUUUAAGUAGGUAGACAUAAAAUAAAACCACUACUAAACACGAUAAAAUGUAUUUAACAGGCAUACAAUCUAUAAUGAUUCUUAAAAUUCCAUGUACAAAAUUGACUAUACAUAAACUAUUCAAAGAUUAAAGUGUUAAACUAUGA